This is a messenger RNA of Rhizophagus irregularis DAOM 181602=DAOM 197198, 390 nucleotides long. RefSeq lists its product as uncharacterized. The record is from RefSeq and is a predicted model, not a curated record. Lineage: Eukaryota; Fungi; Glomeromycota; Glomeromycetes; Glomerales; Glomeraceae.
AUGGAUAUUGAUGAACUUGAAGCGUUAAUUUCCAAGCUUCCAAAUAAUGAUCUUAAUACGUAUGAAUACCUUAAUGUUGAGGAUGAGAUGCCGAAAGGUGGGCUUACAGAUUUUGAAAUAGUUGAUACUAUACGAAAUGCAGAUAAGGAAGAGGAAGAUAUGAUGGAUGAGACCGAAUUUACACCUAUAUCGGAAAAAGUGAGUCCAACAGAUGCAGAAAAGGCUAUGAAUAAAACUAUAAAAUUUUUGUAUGAACAGAGACCAGAAUUUGGUGAUGUAAAUGAAGAGUUAAAGGUUUUAAGAAAAUUACAUAAAAAAGUAAAACUUUUAGUUGUAAAUAAUCUUAAACAGCUUGAUCUUCAUUACUUCCAAUAUAAUAAUAAUGUUUAA